Molecule: messenger RNA, 4671 nt
Organism: Dicentrarchus labrax (European seabass)
Lineage: Eukaryota; Metazoa; Chordata; Actinopteri; Moronidae
Gene: mlec
Product: malectin
Exons: 5
Coding region: 193-1041 (282 amino acids)
Cellular component (GO): membrane
Molecular function (GO): carbohydrate binding
Source: RefSeq, a predicted model, not a curated record
CGUCGGUGCCCUGCUAGCCACACAGGCUAACUCCACACAGAUCGUGUUGCCUGUCACUAAAACGAGCUCCGCGCGUUAGUUAACGUUACAUGUGGACUUCCGUAGAGCAGAUACUGCUUCAGAAACAAGCAGGUGUUCACCCCCCCACCCCCUCCGUGUGUCUGUGGCUGUAGGAGCGGGCUGUGCGGGGCAAUGCAGCGGGUCGUCGGGCUCCUCGCAGCGGUGCUGUCGCUGCUGGCGGAGCAGUGCUGGGCGGACGGCGGGGGCCCCAGCCUCGCUGAGCGGGUGAUCUGGGCUGUAAACGCCGGGGGAGAAGCACAUGUAGACGUGCACGGUAUUCACUUCAGGAAGGACCCGCUGGAAGGGAAGCUUGGCAAAGCGUCUGAUUAUGGAGUGCGUCUGCCAAUACUGCGCUCCAGUCCCGAGGACCAGAUCCUGUAUCAGACGGAGCGAUACAACGAGGACACUUUCGGAUACGAUGUCCCCAUCCGCGAGGAAGGAGACUAUAUACUCGUUAUGAAGUAUGCAGAAGUUUACUUCGCCCAGUCGCAGCAGAAGGUGUUCGACGUGCGUCUAAACGGCCACGUGGUGGUGAAGGACCUGGAUAUCUUCGACCGAGUGGGUCACAGCACCGCCCACGACGAGAUCGUCCCCUUCUCCAUCCGACGUGGCAAGCUGAGCGUGCAGGGGGAGGUGUCCACUUUCAACGGCAAGCUCACCGUGGAGUUUGUAAAGGGUUAUUACGACAACCCCAAAGUCUGCGCUCUCUACGUGAUGAAGGGGACAUUAGAAGACGUGCCAAAACUUCAGCCUCACCCCGGCCUGGAGAAGCCCGAGGAGGAGGACGGGGAGGAAGAGGAGGAUAGCGAGGGAGGCGAGGAAGGUGGGAAGAUCAAGGUGACGCCAGGUUCCAAGAACAGGGUCCAGUCGGGCCCCCGAACACCGAACCCGUACGCCGCCGACAACAGCAGCCUAAUGUUCCCCAUCCUGGUGGCGUUCGGGGUGUUCAUCCCCACGUUGUUCUGCCUCUGUCGGCUGUGAGCCGCGACGGACGUGAGACUAUGAAGAGCGAGAGAGCGAGAGAGAGAGAGGGGUGAGGGAGGGAGGAGGGGGAGGCAGGGGAGGGAGGGUCAAGGUGACAACAACAGCAGGUAAAAGCAAACACACACACAGGAGGACAAAAAGAGACUUUUCGGAAAGCCACUCAUGAGAUGAAGCUGCUGUCAGAUUCUCGAGGAAGGAGCCGAAUGCUGUUCGCUUCGUUGUGAAAUGUGUCGCAUCAACUUCUGCUGAACAAUGUCCGUCAUUCUCCACAGAGAGAGAGAGAGAGAGAGCGCCCGUCUUUUUACGGUUUCAGAACCAUAAUUUUCAGCAGCUAACGGGAACGCUCGGGGAGCCGAUCGGUCCGGGGGGCCCUAACGUUUUAUAAACUUUAAAAAAAAAAAAAAUUAUAAAAUUAUAAUAAAUUAAAAAAUAAAUUAAAAAAAAUAAAAAAAGCAUUGUUUUUUUUGUACCGGGGUGUCGCAAAGGAACGCACACUCUUUGUUUUAACACUCCUGCUCAGACACCUUCGAAUUGGAAACGGUGCUGCUUAGAAAAUCAAGAGUCAGACGGUUAGUGGAAAAAUACAGUCGCCAUUUUUUUUCUCAAGUUUUUAUUUUCUGUGUCUUUCCAAUCGAAUUUAGUUUAGUCCUUUUUUUUUUUUUUUUUUUGUUCGACGUGCCAUCAUCUACCUGCCAUACGUUGUCGAGAGGAGAGAAUAAUUGAUUAUCUGCUGUCUAAGUCGCCUUUUUUACGUAUCACAAACCUGUUGCCGACGAGUGCUGACGCAUAAAUCUCAAAAGUGUCCUCAACAGUGAUCACAAAGUAUUUCUUUUUAUCCUUUUUUUUUUUAAAAUCAUAAAAAGUGAGAAUGUUUCAACCUUCAACAGUUUCAUUCAGUGAGAGCAAAGUUUAUGCUGUGAAAUGCUGAAAGCGAGUCGCGAUCUUUAACGACGUGUCUUUCUGUGAUCUUUCGCUCUUUCUUUAUUCUUUAUGCAUGCCUGCCUUUUUGUUUCACCAAAGAAUGUCUUUUUGUUUUUUGUUUUGGUUAGAAAAGGAGAAUCUGGUGGCUGGAAUCGACUCUUCCUAAGUCUUAUGCUAUGCUACGUGUAUGUUGAAGAGACGACCACAUCGUGAAGAUGGAUAAAAUAUAUAAAAGCGCCACGUAUGAAUAGAAGUCUUAAGUUAACUAAAUAAGCAAAAUUUACAUCAAUCGUUAGUUAACUCAAGAUGUUGCUUUUAUCUUUCAACCAUCUUUAAACUGUUUUCGUCUUUCCAACAUAGAGGGAGCAAAAAGGGGCGGGGCUUAGGAAGGGUCAAUUUAAUUAUUAAUUGAUUUAGAGAGUUCGCCACUUUUUACAUUUGUUUUUUUUUUGUUACAAAUUUGUGUUUUCGCUGUACGACAGAAACACCGUGUUGACUCUGGCGGGCCGUGACCUUCAGUCCUCCGGUCGCCGCUGCUCAAUGUUAAUAUAAUACCGGUUGUAUGAAACCUCCCUACAGUUCCUCUGUGUGUUCAUCCAUCUGCAGCCAGAGGCCAGAAAGCACAACAGUAGAAAAUCAAAUGUUUACUAGAUGUUACAAAUUUACAUUUAUUGUGUUUUCUUCACUCAGCCUUUUCAAAUCUGUUGUCUUAAAUCUUUUAAAUGUGGACAUUUGUUGAUUCAGUGUGAACUUUCAGUGCAAUUAAGCUACUUGUUCUGGUCCUUGAAUUAAUUGAGCAAACUGGGGACAAACGUUUAUCCUUGAGCCUUUUUUUUUUUUUCUUCUUCCACGUGGCCACAUUAUCAGAGUCCUACGGAAGCCUGUUGCUGCCAAUGUGAGGGGAAAAAAGAGAUUCUGUAAGUCGUUAUAAUGAGAAACUUUAUCACAAUAUUCACUUAGUAUCUCAAAAUAAUGAGAAACUCAAUAUUUUGACUUAGUUUCUCAAAUUUCUUUUAAACUUUAUCAAAAUAAUGAAAACUAAUUCAAAAUAUUGAGUUUCUCAUUAUUUUGAUAAAGUUUAAAAAAAAAAUUAUACUAAGUCAAAAUAUUGAUAGUUUCUCAUAAUUUUAAGAUACUAAGUCAAAAUAUUGAGAAACAAUCAAUAUUUUGAGUUAGCAUCUCAAAGUGAUGAGAAACGUUAUCAAAAUUAUGUGAAACUAAUAGUCUAAUUUUUUUUCAUAAUUUUGAGAAAAAUUCUCAAUUUUAAUAGUUUCUCGCUAUUUUUAGAUGCCAAGUUAAAAUAUUGAUAGUAUCUCAAAAUAAUGAGAAAUUUUCUCAAAAUUAUGAGAAACUCAAUAUUUUGACUAAGUUUCUCAUUUUGAGAUACUAUCAAUAUUUUGACUUGGCAUCUAAAAAAAUAAUGAGAAACUUUCAAAAUGAUGAGAAAUAUUCUUAAAAUUAUGAGAACAUUCCUCAUUACUUUGAUAGUUUCUCAUUAUUUGAAGAAACUAUCAAAGUAAUGAGGAAUGUUCUCAUAAUUUUAAGUUGGCAUCACAAAGUAAUGAGAAACUUUCUCAUUAUAAUGACUUACAGGAUGUUUUUUCCCGUCACAUUGGCACCAAAGAGCCUCCAUAGAGUCCACUUCGACUGUGAUACCCCCUUUUUGUAGUUGUUUUUGCUUUCCUACGGACUGAAAAGCAGCUUUGUUCUUCAUUUUUUCGUGGAGUCGCGUUGUGAACCCUCCUAUUUAUGUAUCUAGUUACCUCCCUUAAGUGCUUCGCUCUACUCCGAGGACGAUUUUGUAACUUUGCCUGUCUCACUAAUGCGUCUUAAAUGUCCCCCGACCCCUCCGACCCCCUCCCUCCCUGUCAGUAUUGCUGUCGACCAUAUGCAGUACUUGAAAAACGGUUAAUAAUUCAGGUGUCGUGGAUCCUUCCUCACUCCUCGAUUCCCCAUUUUUGAUUGAUGGCGAGCGAGAAGAGCCAGAAAAUAUUCGGUCUGUUGUUGUUUUUUUUUUAGGGGUUUGUUGUUGUUUUUAUUUCUUUUUGCAUAUUUAAGACCAUCUAGGCUUUUUGUUUGUUUGUUUCUCCUCUGAAAAGAUGCAAAAAGUUCAUUUAAUUGAGCACCAAAGUCACCGCGUUCUGUUCCUCUGCGAGUCUACACAGCUGCGUCUGUAUAUAAAGGUACAAGAUCACACUUUUUUAUCGUGUGACGGUUUUUGUUUUCAUCACUUUUGUGUUGUAGCUGAGGUCUUUUUCUUUUUCUGGAGGGGGGAGUUUGUUUUUUGUUUGUUUUUAAUUUUUCUCCUGAGGAAGACUUUGUGGCCUUUCUCCUGGGGAGGAACGGUUGUUGGUACAGAGUAUAAAAGAAGAAAUUUAACGGGCAGACGAAUGAACUGACUGUCGGGUGGGGGGGGAAACAAAAGUUAAAAUAAAUGAGAUUAUGUCUGAAAAUGUGGGAUCUUCCAGUCUAUUCUAUAUAUAAUUUAAAUCAGAGUGUGGGGGGGGUGAUCUGGAGAUAUUUUAUAACACGCUUGUAUGUUUGAAUUCUUUUCCUCAGGAUCUGUUUUGAGUUUUUAAAAGCGUUGAUAUUUUAUUGGUGUGACAUUUUUGCACUGCCUCGUGUAUUUUAAAAUCAUGUCCUUUGUUUGUUUGUGUGUUUGUCUCUGUUGCCUUGAAUUAUUGAAUACAUUGUGCUUUACCAUCA